AAACACUAUUUUUAACAUCUACAUAUCCUUUUGCUCCAGCAUCAACUGAUACUAUUGCCCGUUGGAUAAAGAAUAUCUUAACUGUAGCAGAUCCAGAUACAAAAGCCAAAGAUAUAAGAGCAAUUUUAGCCUUUUUAGCCUAA
Molecule: messenger RNA, 143 nt
Organism: Dentiscutata heterogama
Lineage: Eukaryota; Fungi; Glomeromycota; Glomeromycetes; Diversisporales; Gigasporaceae
Source: the annotation of a GenBank genome assembly